ACAACAUUUUUCUUCAUUAAAUGUAAUUGAAAUAUAUUACUAUUUAAAGAAAAUUGUACUCGGAUUUAAUGUUACAUUUUCUGGUGCUAUUGGAUCAAAGAGCGUAUUCUGUUUAUUAGACGCCAACCCUGAAAUGCGGCGACAAUGGAAUGUGGCCACAGCAUAAGAAGCGCAGCAUUGCAUUAGUGACAGACAUAGCAAUCCAGACUAUUCGAAUUUGGUGACAAGCAUUAUGGUGUGUGGUAAAAUUCAGAGAAAAUCAUGGACGCUAAAGAAACAGUGACUGUUCAAUGGUGUCGUCAAUGUGAAUCAGUGGGCUCUACUCCUAGACAGCAGUUAGACCUUAUAUAGUUCUUUAGGUACAUUACGUUCCGUGUCUCAAGCUAUUUUCAGAUGGAAACAAAAGAGCUGAUAACUAGAUAUGAAUUAUUAAAUGGAAAGAAAUGGUUACCUAAUUCAUUUUAUAACGAGGCCCUUGACAAACUCGGCUAUACAAAGGCGCUUGUGGAGAAAAGGGUCAAAAUAUAUGACAAUGCAGCCGAUUGUUUGGCCGGGGCAACGAAUAGAAACUGGCCGGAAAGCAUCUAUAUUGUUGUUGCUGGAAGUCGUGGUGAAGGAAUGGCAGUUUCAUUGAAAAGUGAUUUGGAUACGAUGUUUGUUCAGCCAGCAGUUAAAUGUUUUAAAAUUUAUCCAACGACAGAUUCGAAAGCAGUUGAAAACUGCGUUGCAGCAUUUAAACUUGAUUUAUAUGAUGUUCCCGAAGGAUAUACAAAAUUACGUUUAAAACAUAUUGAAUGGUCCUGGGAAUAUAGAAAACUCGCAUCUAGAAUUAUGAAAUCAUUGAAGGACAACAAUUAUUUGAAAAAUGGCCAAAGACUUAUUGAAGCGGUAGAGUAUGGUGGCGAAAAUGUUAAAAGAGAAAGUUGGAUCAGCAAAAAUUACCGAUUCGAUGAAGUAACCGGACCUGCACAGCCACUCCAAUUUCCACUUCCAUUCUCUAACAAUUGUUUUUUGUCUUUUGACCAUGUUCAAGCAUUUCCUUGUGCGUACGUAUCGGUAUUAGACGACUGGUUUAAACGACAGAGACAAAAUGCCUGGCCUAGUUCAGAUGUCCUGAAAGCAGUAAAGGAAACAGAUAUAUUUGUUGUAUCUGUUGGACAGUCCGGUAGUAAAGAGGAGAAAUUGCAAUGGAGAAUUUCUUUAACACUUGCAGAGAGAUCUCUGGUACGCUCAUUUAAUGACACGCAGAUAAAGGUGUAUGCUGCAAUGAAAAUGCUGGUGAAACAUGAACUGAAACCGAUAUGCGCUAAUAUCACUUCAUACAUAGUGAAAAAUGUGAUCUUUUGGGUGUUUGAAAAGAGAUCGGGCACAUUUCAGAGGGACGAAUUCGUUGAGAUAUUAUUGCAGUCACUGAUAUACUUGAAAGAUUGUGUAACUGUGGGAUGCCUUCCAAAUUAUACAAUUCCGUCAAGGAAUUUGCUACGAGGAAAGUUAUCACAAGAGGAAGCAUGUGCUUUGAAAGAGCAUCUCAAUAUUUUGAUUACAGAAGAUUCGACUGUUCUACUACGUUGCCCUUUGGUAUACAAAAUGGCAGAAUUAUCGGGGGAUGCUCUUAAAGACAGAUUGUUAUUUAGGGAACUGACGGACAUGUUAUAUCUGGGAGUCUUCUCAGUUCCACCGCAUAAAUUUGACGAAAUUCAACAUUCAUUUCAUGUGACACAGAACGCCGAAGAAUAUCUUCAGGUGUAUUUUAAACGCUUGUUACCAGUAAUAAGAGAGACAAAUCCCUACGGUGCAUUCACUCUUCUGAAAACAAUGGCGGAUGAAGAAGUCCGAAGUCAGUUAAUGAAAGGGUUUCUGCUUGACUAUGAUAAAAUGUGGAUGGAUUAAGAACUAUAAUAGAUAAAUAAGACAAUUCAUGCAGUUUUGAAAUGUUUCAGACCCAGACGAAAUAACACGUUGUUUUUUACUCACAAACCACCAUAACAUUGUAGUAAAAGAUUACUGAGUUGUAUAUAUGUCAAUAGAGUUCAUACAAAUGUAACAUAGUCUUAAACUAAUUAAGAACAAAGACAAACUCGAGUUUUCAGUGACCAUGAUUUGCUAUUUAUUGAACGAAAUACAGGCGCAAAAAAUAUAUACUUAUACGGUAACAUAUAAUGACAAUUGUGUUAACAUAAUAAUUUGAUUUAAAAAUAACUCUGAUAAGUUUAACUAUUAUGCAAUCAAUAUAGCUUCAAAGUAAUGUCAUACAUUGAGAUGUUUCAGCAAAGACCAUAUCCAAAUUUGAAUGGCCAGAAUACGUGUGGCCGUAUGGAAGUAAAGCCUAAAGACAGUGCAACAGCCCGCCUAACAUCACGCGACGUCCCGCGACACUGCAUUGCACAAAAUGUUACCGGGAAGUUGUGUUUUGCUUUAGUUAAGACAUCGUUCUGAGAUAUAUUGCAUAAAGCUCAGAACUAGCAAGUCUUAAUCUAACUGUACUCAAAACAGAAACUUCAGUUUGAAGUGGUCAAGACUUGCAAUAAAACGGAUAUUAGAGAGAGUCGCUAUUCAAAUGCUAUAAAAUUGUUUGACAUAACUAUUAUGACGAAACUGUACUAUCAUAGAAAUUUUAAA
Messenger RNA from Mercenaria mercenaria, 2619 nucleotides. RefSeq lists its product as uncharacterized. The record is from RefSeq and is a predicted model, not a curated record. The transcript is spliced from 4 exons. Bases 394 to 1890 code for a protein of 498 amino acids. Lineage: Eukaryota; Metazoa; Mollusca; Bivalvia; Venerida; Veneridae.